GUAGUGAGGGGCAUUUUCAUUUCACGACACGCUAAAGCUGAACGGUGAACGGUGAACGUGAAGACGCGAACAAAACCUAUUGCCUGUUUGGGUUUUCUCUGGUUUUCACGGAAGUCAUGAAAAAAUAUCAAAAAUAUUUGUAUUGAAAGAUAAAAAUAAUAAGUGGGCUCAACAAUCAGCUCGUACUGAUUCACCAAAGGAGAGACCAUGAGCGUUCUAAUGAGAAGUUUGCUUCGCCAAUGCGUUUUUCAUGGCCAUGCAAAGAUUCGAGUGCAAAGGAAAUUGCAAAUACUUUGCUACAACAAUAUACCAAAAGACACACGAAACCGCUUCUUCAUCAGAGCACAGUAUCUUUCAACACAAGUGAACUCAAAUACAGAAGUAGAUAGUAAAACAAGAGAAAAUACAAACAUCUGCAGCAUUGGUACCAUUGGCCACGUCGAUCAUGGUAAAACGACCCUGACUGCUGCUAUCACCAAAUACUUAUCAGAAAAAUACAAAAACUGCAACUACGUGUCCUACGAUCAAAUUGACAAAGCACCUGAGGAAAAAGCCCGGGGUAUAACGAUAAACAUAGCUCACGUUGGUUAUGCAACCAAAUAUCGAAGAUAUGCCCACACCGAUUGUCCUGGUCAUGCAGAUUUUAUUAAAAAUAUGAUCUGCGGGGCUUCACAGAUGGAUGGGGCAAUUUUAUUAGUUGCUGCGGAUGAUGGUCCUAUGCCACAAACCAAGGAACAUCUUCUUCUAGCUAAACAAAUUGGAAUCAAACACAUCGUUGUCUAUAUAAAUAAGGCAGAUCUGGCGGACGACGAGUUAUUGGAACUCGUAGAAAUUGAGGUACGGGAAAUAUUGUCAAAUUUCGGCUUCGACGGAUGUUCGACUCCAAUAGUCAUAGGUUCGGCCACGAUGGCAUUGAAUGGAGACACUUCGAAAUAUGGUUUACCCUCGAUCGAGCGCUUGCUCGACGCAGUUGAUCAACACAUACCAACACCGACACGCGAUUACGAUUCUCCGUUCCUCAUGCCAAUAGACAAUUCUUUUACCGUGCCAGGUCGAGGGACCGUUGUUGUCGGUACUGUAAAACGUGGAACGAUGAGGAAAAACGCGAAUGCGGAUUUGUUGGGUUUCGAUACCGAUGCUCGAACUACAAUUUCUGACCUGCAGAUAUUCCAGAAAAGCGUGCCGCAAGCAUUGGCUGGUGAAAACGUCGGCGUAUUACUUCGUGGGAUCAAAUCGACGGAUGUGUACAGAGGGAUGUUGCUCUGCGCGAAAAACUCACUUGUGACGAGCAAUCAUUUCGAAGCAGAAAUGUAUUUACUUGAAACCGCCGAUGGUGGACGACACAGGCCUUUACAACGUUCAGGAUGGUGCAUCCCGAUCUACAGCGAAACGUGGUGCGUUCAGUGCCGAUUCGAUUUUAUCCUUCCACCAGGAACAAACAUGCUGAUGCCUGGGGAACAUGCGACGACGCGAUUGACUCUGAUAAGACGUAUGCCCGUCUUGGUCGGACAAAGUUUCACCGUGCGAGACAUGAAGAGAACCGUCGCAACUGGUAUAAUAACAAAAAUAUUGCCUUCUUUGACAGUCGAUAAACAAAGAAUGAACCUAGUUGUUGUGCCAGACUUGCAGUGAAGUGCAAAAGCGAGAAGUUGACCAGACGUUGGAAAAAAACGAAAUAAGAAUAAAGAAAUAAUAAGAAUUGUAAUUAUGUAAAAACUUGUAAGAAGAUCCGAGUAAUUAACUUUAUUUACAUUCGA
Molecule: messenger RNA, 1757 nt
Organism: Venturia canescens
Lineage: Eukaryota; Metazoa; Arthropoda; Insecta; Hymenoptera; Ichneumonidae
Product: elongation factor Tu-like
Exons: 5
Coding region: 208-1632 (474 amino acids)
Biological process (GO): mitochondrial translational elongation
Cellular component (GO): mitochondrion
Molecular function (GO): GTPase activity; GTP binding; translation elongation factor activity
Source: RefSeq, a predicted model, not a curated record